GGAAGAGGAAGACAGAACUUUCACCAGAAGAAUCCAGGAAGAGGAAGAAGAUGGACGAUGACAUCCCGCAGCCAGAAGAACGGGCUGCUUUCUUCACACUCCUUGAAGACGAGCACAUCCAGUACUUUCUAGCCAGGGACAGCUGCCUUAAGAUCUCGGACAAGUAUCUCCUGGCCAUGGUCCUCACGUACUUUAGAAGAGCAAACCUGCGUACUGAGGAAUACAGGACUUACUUCUUCCCAAGUCUAUUUUUGGCCAACCAGUUUGAAGAGGAAGAGUUCUUUAGACGUGAGAUCUACCCCUGGGCCCUCGGAUUGAUGUGGAUGAUCCAGAAGAAGCAGCUUCAUCAUCUACGCGAUCAGAUGCUUAUCCGGAUGGGAUUCAGAGCUUGGGUGGAACGGGAAACCUGUGAUCUGAUCAUGGCACAAGACCCUGACCAUUGCACAUGGAAGAGAGAGAGGAAAGUCCAUCACAGCUGGGCUAUACGCCAAUGCAGGAGGGAUAAUGCAGACUUCACCAUCACAGAUGCCAGGAUGGGAAACAUGGCCACUGGACCUCCAAGGAGAAGAAUCAAGACAGGACAGAUGAAGACCUGGAUAAAAUAUAUACUUUAUGUCUUACCGACUCCUAGAACAUCUCAGAAAGAUGUGAUUGAUGUAGGAUUCGCCUUUUGA
Molecule: messenger RNA, 674 nt
Organism: Bufo gargarizans (Asiatic toad)
Lineage: Eukaryota; Metazoa; Chordata; Amphibia; Anura; Bufonidae
Product: speedy protein 1-B-like
Exons: 8
Coding region: 51-674 (207 amino acids)
Biological process (GO): positive regulation of cyclin-dependent protein serine/threonine kinase activity
Molecular function (GO): protein kinase binding
Source: RefSeq, a predicted model, not a curated record